This is a messenger RNA of Naegleria fowleri, 2472 nucleotides long. RefSeq lists its product as uncharacterized. The record is from RefSeq and is a predicted model, not a curated record. The transcript is spliced from 2 exons. Bases 1 to 2472 code for a protein of 823 amino acids. NCBI's taxonomy places the organism in Eukaryota, Heterolobosea, Eutetramitea, Acrasida, Naegleriidae.
AUGUCUGAACCACAAGCAAAUCAUCUUCCCCUCGUAAUCAUCAACAAUUUCAAAUACGAUGAAAGUUCUAGCGGUGCGAGCAUUCAUUGGAGAGAACCUGUGUUUGAAUAUCGCUUUGGAUUAUUUCCAUUUUCAAAAGAGGAACUCUUGAAUCAUAUCCGAAAAGAAAUAACAAAUAUCAAUAAUCUUCAUCGUGAACAACAACAACCUGGUGAGAAGAUUUAUUAUUCCGAAGAAAAUGUGAGAGGAAUAUAUAUGUUUGGAUCGAGAGUUUCAAAAACAAAUGUUAAUAACUCUGAUUUUGAUAUGAUCAUCAUUGUUGAUGAUUUACGUUCAGAGAUGGUUACAGAAGGAGGCUAUUCAAGCAAUAUGCAAUGCAUGCUUCAUUCAUCGAUGGAAUGCGAGGUGAAACACAAAAUCAGUGGCAACAAUGUUAUGGAAAAAUUCGAAAUUGAAGUGCACAUGAUGAACACUUAUUUCUUUGUUGAAUAUGUCUAUUCAGAGCUCCCAAUAUUCAUGUUGAGUGCUCAACAGCCCAAUGACGAUUAUGUUCUGUAUGAAUGUUCGAGAAUGAAAAUCUGGAGACAGCAUUGGAAUCAAUGGUUUCUGAGAAUUACUAGAGCAAAAAACUCGUUCUUGCACGAAUUGAACUAUUGUUUCAACAAAUCAUUUCGUUUUUGGAAUGGCUUGAAAAAAGGAAUAUUCACAACAGAUCACGGAAGAAGGAGUGCUUUAAAAAAAGUGAAAAAGAAUUUAGCACAUGGAAUAAGAUACUGCAAAUUUGCAUAUCAAAUUGUUUUUGGAGGCUGUAUUUAUGAUUACAAAGAGACCAACAAAUUUUAUGACAACAUUGUAUUUAAUACGGAACAUUACACAACUUGGGAAGAAUACAAAAACCAUGCCGAAAAUCACUACAAUAAGUGGAACAGAGAAUUUAAAGACGAUUUAAAAGAUAUUGUAAAGGAUGCGUUAGAUAGGAUGAAAAACCUCAGCCUAAAAGCUGGAUCUCUAACCAUUAUUGAAUUUUUAAAUCGCUACUUAUCUUUCUUUAAAUUGAAUGGUACAUUUAUUGACAAUAAUAACGUGGUUAUUCGCCAUUCGUAUGAAAAGGACUAUUCAUUUCAAUAUUGCCAUGGACCUUUCUCUCUAAUGCGACUCUUUGCCAUUAAUGUAACGCCAAUAGAGUGGCAUGAUAAUCCUAACAAGGCUAAAUUAUUCAAGUUAAAUAUUGACAUGAAGUAUAUCAACUUGGAGCUGUCUUCAGUGUUUUAUGAGUUAUCUCCCUAUUUAGAGUGUAAUGGAACAAUUGUUGGAAUUAACAUCAAAAAUUGUGAUCACGAAUGGAAUGUCCAUGUAGAAUAUUAUCCUGUAAGCGUACCAAGACGAUAUUUAGAGGAAUACGAUAACCUUUCCAGUAGGCAUGAAAAUAUUGACUUCACUAAGGAUCUCUGCAAAUUCUCAAUCUACGUAAAACCCAGGGGAAUUUCAUGUGAAUUGUUUUAUUUCGAAAAUCAAUGGCACUUUACUCUUGACUCAGAGAAAGAAGAUUGGAUUUAUUGGGUUGCACAAUCUCGAGAAAGCAACGAAAAAAAACAACUUCUACAGAUGUUGAAACAACAACCCUAUGUGGAAGACGCUCACAUUACAUUUUACUUUAUUCUCCAAAAGGAAAGAAAUCGACUUAUUUUUCGAGGAUGCAGAAAUUUAACGACUCUUAUUGAAUGCAAAGAUUGGAGAAAGUAUGGAGAAAAAUAUGGAUGGCACGACCAAGUAGAACAACUUUCGGUCACUGACACCACUAGUGUCUCGGAUUUAGUGGAUAUAAUUAAUGACUUUUCUAAAUAUCCUCCAUCUGAAAUUGAAGGAUUGGAAAUAAUUAAUUAUUCAGAAGAAUGUCAAAGCUUUUCCAUUUUGUCAUCUCUUCAUUUCAAUAUUUCAAACCUAAGGAUAGGUAAUGCCAACUAUAUGAUCAAGCUCCUUAAUCAAGAUGUUGUCAAAGAUCCUCCAUCUGAGCUUACUCAAUCCAAGCAUAAUGAAUUCAGACUACUGAAAGUAAUUGUGCAGAGCUUGUAUGUGGAAAAAUUUUCUGAAGAAUCUAUUAUUCAAGAAUUGAACCCACUUUUUCUUGUUCCAUAUACAAAGAUGAAGACCACCUAUCUCCAACUUUGUGUCUUACUUGAUCAAUUCUAUCGAGACCACUUGCUUGUCAAGGAAGAUGAUAUUGAAAGCUUCAACCGAACAGCCCUUACUUUUCCUUUGACUCAGAGCAAAAGCGUUGUUGGUCUAUUUCACACUCUUAAAAAGUUUUACAAACAAACCAAGAUCAUUUCAGCAUCAAGAUAUUGGAGAAAUUUAUUUAUCUACAACGCUGAAGGGAAGGAUUUUGUCUCUCAGUCACGUUUCUUACUUGACUUGCUCUGUUUUCGAGAAUUUGGAAUACCAGCGACCAUGAGAAAUGAUGGGCAUCACUGA